UAUUAUGAAUGUUUAUUGGGAAAAUCUGGAGUGGUGGAGAAAAUAAAAAAUAAAAUGAAGAAUCCGUCGGACUGUCGGGCAGCACAUCAGUCCGGGGACAGAUCGGCGCGCUGACAUACGGAUGCCCGCGUGGCCACACUAAUGAUCGGCGGCGGCGGGGAGUGAGUGGACUCGCGGCGCAGCGCAGCGCAGCGCAACGUCCUGCCCCUCCGCGUCUCCAGCAGUGGGAGUCGUGAACCGCUGCAAGGUGACACGUCCUCCGAUUUCAACCGAAACUUCAGCCCGAGGAGCCGCCGUGUGAGCCCUUCUCCCGUCAAACGGCACCAAGCCUCCCCCGCGGUCCUUACCAACCCUGGGGAUCGGGACCGUCCUUGCGCAGUGGCACGGCGCUCGGAGCGAGCGAGCGAGCGAGCGGGCGAGCAAGCGGUGGCGGCGGCCACCACUCCGGGGAAUGUGGACCGGCCGUCAGUCCUGACACCGGCCUCUUCUGAUCAGAGGCGGCAGCCGAAUGGGAGCUGAUCUGAAGGAAUAAGCGCGUGGCAGCCACUGCGUGUCCACACAGACGGCUCCUGUGCAUGCAGAGACAGAUUUGGUCCAUGCGUGGUAAGUGAGGUGUCCUGGAUUGCGUCAUGGCAGUGUGUCAGCUGAACAUCUGGGUGAGAUGAGUGUUAACUGUGAGCAAUGUGAGCUCCACUGACAAACGGGCACAGCUAUUCCCCACACCGGACCCUCCGCCUUAAUCACCAGCUAAUCAAAUGCUCCAAGACAGUAAACUGGCCAAUCAUGGCAAGCAGGUCACCAGCGAUGGCCGAUCCCAAAUACCUGGCGUGAACCAGCAGGCUCAGCAGCAGGGAGCUGCUGGCCACCUGGGUUCAAAGGGCGUCAUUGCCGGGAGCCAUGGAGUCAAAACCAACCAGAUUUCCCCGGGCAACCCUGGGCUCAAGGCUGUCAGCCAAUCCGUGAGCAGCGUCGGAGGGAUGCUGAAGACCAAAACCAAGCGGGAGCGGAGCGUCUCCAUUGACUCUGGUGAAUCAAGGAAUGCCAUUCCUCCACCCCUCGAGACAGAUGCCAAAGGAGAGGGUGUUAUGCGCAGUAAGCGGCGCUGUGUUCUGGAGAAGAAACAGCCAUACAGUGGAGAUGAAUGGUGCUCUGGACCCGACACAGAGGAAGAUGAAGACAAGCCACACACUACGACCCACCGGGAGCGUGGGCUUGCAGGUCCUAUCCAGGGGCUCUCUGAACGCCUGUCAGCAGGGUCCAUGUCUGAAGCUAGGGGUCCUCUAAUGGGCUGUGGAGUGGGACCAGGGAGAAAGGCGGAACCACCUCAGUCUUCUCAGCAAGUGGUGUAUGUUUUCACGACCAGCCUAGCCAACAGUGCUGCGGAAGCAGUAAUGAAAGGACAGACCGAUUCCAUUCUUCUGUUUCACCAGCAAAAUGUUCCACGCACCAAGUUGGAGCAGGGACACCCAUCAGGGAAGCUUCCUAACAUAUCUGAGAAGGUAAACUCCAACAGCUCCCCACCCACAGGCACCCCAAAAUCCCAAAGCGGAACUCCGCGGCCAGCAUCUGCAGGAGUUGGAGGCCCAUUGCAUCCUGCAGGGACACCGACAUCAGCAGGACACUCUGAUAGUGAAUCCCCUCACACCAGAUCAGGCGGUGCCUCCAGCAAUAAUAGCAUUAUGACCCAGAGGUCAGAAGGAGGGAACACAGCAACACCUGCAGGCACAGGCCCAGGAAGUGGAGAUGGUGAGAGUGCAGGGGGUAUGCCUAUUCCUGUUGCUCCUGUUUCUCCUUCAGAGAGCUCCUCCAUCCUAUCUGCACACUUACAGAGUGAUAUAGGCCAGAGGAGUUGCCCAGGGAACUCCGAUUGUCUUUCUAAAGAGCAGCUCGAACAUAGGGAGCGCUCUUUGCAGACGCUGAGAGACAUUGAGAGACUGUUUCUUCGCAGUGGGGCAAAUGCAGGCCCUGGAGACACAGGGGGCACCAACAACAAUGCUACUAAUAACUCUUCCAACAUAAAUAAUAACAACAAUACUGACAGGAGUGCUAUUCUUGAGGACAGUGACAAUGGUACUAUUAACUCUGGAAAUUGCAACAGCAGUAGUAUGCUAUCAUCAGCCUUGGCUCCGAUGGGAGGGAUGAAGAAAUAUGAAGAACCCAAUCAGUCCAUCAUUCCUCAUACACAGUCCCUUGGUGAACCUUCCCUUGACAGCCCUCAAAUGGACUCUCACCAUAACCUACCACAACACCCCCAUCACCAGCUGUCUUCACCUGGGAUGGAUAUGGGUCUCAUACUUGGACCAGAUGGCCUGACCCCAGAGCAAAUGGCGUGGAGGAAACUUCAAGAAGAGUACUACCAAGAGAAGAGACGACAGCAGGAAAUGCAACCUCCCACGCAUCCACAGCACUUGAGAAUGGUGACUGAGAUGGGUGUACAUGGCGGACCCAUGAUGAUGAGAGGACCCCCUCCUCCCUACCAUAGCAAGCCUGGAGACCAGCAGUGGGAUCCGGGCAAUAUGAUGGGAGGAGGAAUGGGUGGAAAUGCACGAAUGAUAGACAUGCACCAAGCGGGACCACGUGGCCCGAGGUUCCUGGGACAGAUGCAGAGAGGGCCACCUGGGGGAGGGGGAUUUCCUGGUAGUCCAGGGGGAGGUUUAUCAAUGGAGGGACGAGGACCCCAAAGGCCGACCAGGCCAGGGAUGUUUUGGCUAGAUGACAUAGGUGGUGGGGGUCCUUUUCAUGGCUGCUAUCCCGGCGGACCUCCUCAGCACUUACAGGGUGACCCAGAUCAUCUAUUAACACGAGAGGAAAUGUUUCGCAUCAUGGAAAAACGGCAAAUGCAGGAGCUUUCCAGGUUUGAACUUGACAGAUUAGCCAAACAGCAGCAACAGGACAACCUGGGCUCAAGAAUGAUGGAUAAUAAUGGGGGCCCAGACUUUUCCAAUUUGGGUAUGGUCCGAGGCCCACCCUCAAACCGAGGUGAUCCUAUGGACUUUCCUGGCUCACGGGAGAUUAUGUGCUCUCCUGGAAUGGGUCCUCAAAUGAGAGACUUAGUGGAUUCUCCUCACGGGAGCAACCUCACAAUGAACAUGAACUCACAGAUGAAUGUUCAGCAACAACAGCAGAUGAUGCUUUCUCAGAAACUCAGAGGAGGUCCUGCAGGAGGUGUGCCUUUAAGUGAGAUGUUUAGUCCUGGAGAGAUUGCACGAAUCAGGGCUUCACACAAUGGAAGAGGGGGACAUAAAGGUAUGAUCCCAGGGCCUGAUGGCCCCUUCCAGUUUCACAAUCAAAGUCCCUUUUCUGGAGGACAGGUGGAAGGGCCCUAUCUUCAACAACCUGGCCCUGGAAUGUUUGGGUCGGACCAGCAAGGUCCUAAUCAAAUGGGAGGUACAUCGCGGCUUAGUCAUAUGCCAAUGACUGGAGGCCUCAGGGGAGCAGACCUUGGUCCUAGGCACCCUUCUGACCUAUCAAUCAAUGUUAACCCCCUGACCUCUUCUUCAGUGCCUCCUCCUCAUCAGCUCAAAUCACCGUCCCUCAACCAAGCGCCGUCACCUCUUCUUCCCUCCCCCUCUGCUCCAGGACUGAAGUCUCCCUCACAGAUCUCCUCUGCAGGGCAUCAUCCCACUCUUCCCCCUGCAUCUGGUGCUGGGACCCCAUCCUCUUCUUCCAUGAAGUCUCCCCAGGUAAUGGGGUCUUCCAACCUUGGUUUGCACUCUCCAUCUGCCUCUCCUGGACGACUGAAGUCUCCAGCCAUGGCUGUGGGUUCUCCAGGGUGGACGUCUCCUAAAGCAGCUCUUCCAAGUCCGGGUGGUCCUACCAGUGGGAAAGUAGUGGGCAACGGAGGAAGUAGCUCCACUGAGACAGGCCAAUCCCUCCCCCCCAGGAGUUCCAACUCUACCCCCAUUAGCCAGCCAAGCUCUAUGAAUUCUAGUAUGCCAUUUACUUCCUCUCCUGAUGCCCCUACAUCUCAAAAUCCUUUAUCCCUUAUCAUGUCUCAAAUGUCCAAGUAUGCUAUGCCCAGUUCUACUCCUCUCUACCAUGAUGCAAUUAAAACAAUUGCCACUUCAGAUGAUGAGAUGCUGCCCGAUCGACCUCUUCUAUCUGGUGUUAGCAUUGGAGGAAACAUGGGGAACCUCCAGACCUCCCAGAUACUUGUCUCCCAAGGCUCCAUUGGCCCACACAGUGAUCCACAAAGCCCCAUUGGUAUUGUAAACCAAGGUCAGCAGCACCUAUCCCAUGACGCCUCAGGACCUGUUCUUUCUUCACCAAACCAAAUGGGCAUGCCUGCCAUGAAUUCUGCCAUGAUGGGGGGAGGGGCACCUGAUGGAAUGGGGCCCUGCAAUGUUUCACCCAUAUCUCAGAACCAGAUGUCAGGUUUUUCUCGCAUGCAGCCACCCUCUCAUGGGCCCAUGCACUCACCUAUUGGAGGAAUGUCACAGAAUUUCUCCCAGUCGAAUGAGGAUAGCCUGCCACCACAGCAGUUACACCUGCUUAGCAAAGGUCAUACUCACCAACGCGCCUCUCACCCCUCAGACUCAUUUGCCUCUCUGCCCAUGGGGGAAGGCCCAGAUCUAAGUGAAGUCAUACGACCCUCUCAUACGGGGAUCCCUGAAUUUGACCUUUCCCGCAUCAUUCCUUCUGAUAAGCCCAGUAGCACUCUUCAGUAUUUCCCAAAGCGUGAGCAACAUCAGCAUCCACAUCAGGGGCCACCAUCCCAGCAACCUACUCCACAGCAACUUCUCAAACAGCUGUCUUCUUCUGGCCCUCCACACAGCAGCGGUCCUUCAUCCAACCCCCACUUAGCAAACCUACAGAAUAUGAUGGCUGAACAGCAGCUGCCACUUCACCCUUCACAUGUUGGGAUACGCCACAGCAUGGGUAUUCAUCAAGGGGGCUCUAGGGGUAUGGUCUCUGGUGGGGGCAUGGGCCCCAUGUGCCCCCCUGGACAUAUGAUGGGAAGGACAGGCAUCAGUCCCCAGCAGCAAUUUCAGCAACAGCAAGCCAUGAUGGCCAACAGCCUCCUCCACCAUCCAUCCAAUCCAUAUCCUGGCAUGAUUUCCUCCCAGCAGCAUCCACACAAUCUGAUGGCACAGCAAAACAUUAUGAUGAUGCAGGCUAAGCAGCGAGGCAUGUCAAUUCCAGGGGAUCCCUUUGGCUCCCAGGGUCCUCUAAUGUCCCAUCAGGGUCCCAUGAUGGCCCCUCCCCAUCCACAGUCAGGUGUGAUCGGGCCCCAGUCUCUCAGACAGCGGGGAAUGACUCUAGACAGUCCUAUUGGCUAUGGCCCUGGAGGCAUGGCCAAUAUGCCAUUCUGAUCCAAAUUUACAAACGCUGUAAAAGAAAAAGAAAAGUCUCCACUAGGUUACAUUUCCCAUUUUAUCCAAUUUUUUUCAUUAAUGCUAUUCUUGCGGCUGUUUGAAAAGUGGAAUGUAAAAAAAAAAUGUAUCUGUGAUAGUUUUCAAAUUAAAACUGAUAAAAGAAUUUGAAUAUUUAAAAGCACUGUCACAUGGUUUAGUAACAAAUCUGAAGCCAUUUUCUAAAAUACUGUAACAUAUGUAUAUUUAAAAGAUGUGUGUAUUUGUUGUGGGAACAGCGUGGCAGUCAGGAGAGGAGUGCCUCAAAUUUAUAUUUGUUUUAAUAUCAUUGAUUUAUUUUCUCCAACUACCAAACUGUUGUGCAAAGGAGCUAUAUAUAUGUAUAUAUGUGUGUGUGUGUGUUUGUGUGUAUUUAUAUAAAUAUAUAUAUACACACACGCAGACAAACUUAUAAUAUAUACUUGCUGUAUAUAAGAUGCAAUUUGUGAUUGUUUGCAGUUGUUCUGUAUAGCUGUGUUUUAAUUGAAGUCCAAAAAAAGAAUAAUACUGAUCUAUAAUGUGGUUUUAGUUUUGUUUAUUGUGUUGUCAAUUACUGUCGUUUGAUAACUGACAAUGGGACACAGCUGUUGUAUUAUAUAUGAAAUCUUUAUUAAAAUCAAUUAGCAGUUGCUAAAAUACAAGCAAAAA
Molecule: messenger RNA, 5999 nt
Organism: Scophthalmus maximus (turbot)
Lineage: Eukaryota; Metazoa; Chordata; Actinopteri; Pleuronectiformes; Scophthalmidae
Gene: bcl9l
Product: bcl9 like
Exons: 10
Coding region: 756-5312 (1518 amino acids)
Biological process (GO): positive regulation of transcription by RNA polymerase II; canonical Wnt signaling pathway; negative regulation of transforming growth factor beta receptor signaling pathway
Cellular component (GO): beta-catenin-TCF complex
Molecular function (GO): transcription coactivator activity; beta-catenin binding
Source: RefSeq, a predicted model, not a curated record